Messenger RNA from Chara braunii, 1947 nucleotides. Lineage: Eukaryota; Viridiplantae; Streptophyta; Charophyceae; Charales; Characeae. The record is from the annotation of a GenBank genome assembly.
GCGUACGAUCGGCACACGAAUAUGGGUUGGGUUAAAAAUCCAUAGAUUGGAUGAUCUUGGCCGCCGGUUCGUCGUUUUGCACCGUCGCGUUAUUGAACGCGGAAGAAGAGGAGCAGCCCUCCAUGGCCCACUACUCGCAGCAUGCAGGUCUGUCUUCUAUCGAAGACUGGGGGUACUCGGAGACCCAGAAUGAGGGCCCACCUGCUGCACGUUACGGUUCAUCAUCACUAGCGGCUGGAGAGCAACAGCAGUGUUACACGCAUGAUGGCUGCAAGUCCCAAUGUCCCAUUGGAGACAAGGUGGGGGCAAAUGUCGGAGGACCGGAGGGAGAUUUGCAGCAGGCCCACAGGAGAUCUGUGUUCUUGUUCGGGGGUCCAGCAUGGAGCGGGGGGGGCGUUCGUGGGCCGGAGAAUGCACAUGUCACAGCUCCUGUGAUCGAUGUCCCACUGCCGUCUGUAGUGACAGGUCACGGACAGUUGCCAUCUCCGGUUUCGCCCGUGGCGGGGUUCCGAAUGGGCUUAGGCGGAGACGAUGAGGUUGCUCUUCGGCAGCGCCUGAGACUGCGUGCCAUGGCUAUGUCAGACGGCCUUUCUCUGUCACCGGACGAACGUGGCAGAGCUCCUGUCGCCCUCAGAACUCCGCCUCGUACCGACGGGAGCUGCCAUGGCAGUCCUGGUCCCUCCACGGUCAGUUCCGUGGAUAACGACACGACGGGGUGUCGUUCGUCACACACACCUGCAGCAUUGUCGCCGAAUCGGCAAGCGAGUUUCCGACUGUCACCUGAGUCAAUCCGUGGUGACGCUUCACCGCAGCCGCAUGUGCCACACACCGGGUCGCCGGAGUACGUCAUCAACCGCAUUAUUCGGGAGAAUGAAGCCGGUGGACUGUCCAACCAGGACUGUGAUCCAAGGCGGUUGCAGAACACUCCAUGCAGUGUGGAGAACGUGGCGGGCACGUCCACGACAAGGCCAUCCGAAGCCCCCCCCACAAGACCGCCGCCUGCGGAGAAGAAUACGGAUAGGUGGGGGGAGACUGAGACUGAGUGGUUGUGCCGGUUCAGGAAUGAAGUGAAGACUCUUAUGGGGGAAGAGACAGAGCCGUUGGGUCGGGCGAGGUUGAAAACAGGUUUCUGGAAGGAUGUGGAGCAGCGCAUGAAGGGGAAGGGUUUCAACCGUAACGCUGAACAGUGCAAGAACAAGUUCAACACACUCCUGGACUACUACCGAAGAUUGAAGGCGCACAAAAGUUGGUCUGGUUUGCCGAGUUAUUGGGACAUGAACCAAACGAGGCGGAAGAAGUACAACGUCGACUUUGUUUUGCGUCGUGCAGUGUAUGACAUCAUACACCCAGUGGAGAAAGACAAGGACUCCAUUAACUUGUCGAAUUUGAUGGACUCAGGGGCGGACGAGGAGCGUCUUGAAGACAGCGAGAGGUGCAACAACGUCGAUGCUGAGACGGAAGGAGGAAGCGAAGACCCUGCGGUCGGGUCGGGCAGUUCACCAGGCCUUGGGGGUUCAUCGGGCGGGCAGCGUUCAACGGGCUUCGGUCCGGUGCUGGGUAAACGGCGGCGAUCCUACGUUAAUGCUCGCGAGUCAAGUAUGCAUGCUGUGACAGGUGCUAUGCGUGAUCAUACCGCCGCUCUGACACGUUCUGACAGGGAGUGCGUGAAGAUGCGUUGCGAAGCGACACGCGACAUCGCAAGGCACCAGGCAGAGGUUAAUCGGGAGUUAAUGCAGCAAGAAAUAGCGUCACGUGAGAGAAUAGCUACCAUAACUGGGGAGAGGGUUGAGAAGGGUUAUCUCAUUCUUGCAGACGCCAUUCGGAGUCUGCGUCGUCGUAGUAAUAGUCCAUCUUCUGGGCCGGAUAGCAGCGAUUCGCGGUAGUUGUAGUUGUAUUUAUGCGUCGACGUUGGUUUCGUCGCAGAUGGUGUUCCGAAACAUUAAAAGU